Orbilia oligospora ATCC 24927 is the source of this 783-nucleotide messenger RNA. RefSeq lists its product as uncharacterized. The record is from RefSeq and is a predicted model, not a curated record. The transcript has a single exon. The coding region runs from base 1 to 783 and encodes 260 amino acids. NCBI's taxonomy places the organism in Eukaryota, Fungi, Ascomycota, Orbiliomycetes, Orbiliales, Orbiliaceae.
AUGGCCAUGACACGAAGCCAGAUAAUAACGCGGUCCAAAAAGGUCAGGGUGACUAUGGAAAAACUUCUCUCCCUCCCUAUGGAUAUCCAGAUCGAAGCCCUCUCCUACCUCGACAUGGAAUCCCAAAUCGCCGCUUCCAAAUCAUGGAAUACAUGGGCUUCUAUCCUCCUAUCAUUUUAUGCAACCCAAAUACCUCGAAGAUUCCCAGAAACACACGAAGAAACAGGCUUUCGAGACAUCUCGGCCUUACUCGACAGCGGCCGUCAGAAUUGGUAUGUUAGGACAGCAUGCGAAUAUGGAGUAAUCUAUACCUACUUCUUCAUCGAAUCGAGAGGUAGAGCAUUGGCUUUUGACCAAAAGGGUUAUUUAGACAUCCCGGAUGCGGAAGAAGGAAGGGAUAUUUCAUCCUGUCCGCUUCUAUACGAUAGAAUAUUCCCAAACAGGGAAUUUAACAUCAGACAACCCCAAAGGACCACCAUUACUGACUCUGGGGAGAUACGGAUCAAUAAGCCUAUAAAAAGGGUGAAAUGGAAGCCUUUGACACCAUUUUUUAUUCUCCUUGAUCUGAUGGUUCCUUUACCUCAACAGAGACAUAGGUACGCCCAUAGGCUACAUGAUCCCAGGGCAAUUGGCUGGAGAGAGAAGAUGUUCAAGUUCAACGUUUAUAAGAAGGCCACCGUGAUGGAUUUGGUACAGGGUGGGAUAGAUAUACUGUGGGAUAUGAAUCGGAAGGGGAAUUUACCUAGGAAGCGUGGGGUUUAUCAGGUGUUUGUAGAGAUAUAA